Astyanax mexicanus (Mexican tetra) is the source of this 1126-nucleotide messenger RNA. Its product is annotated as endonuclease domain-containing 1 protein-like. The coding region runs from base 92 to 979 and encodes 295 amino acids. Lineage: Eukaryota; Metazoa; Chordata; Actinopteri; Characiformes; Acestrorhamphidae. The transcript is spliced from 2 exons. Gene Ontology annotation, molecular function: hydrolase activity; metal ion binding; nucleic acid binding. The record is from RefSeq and is a predicted model, not a curated record.
AGACUUCAAUCCCCACCCCACCCAACCCAAGUUGUGUAUAUAUUUGACCGACAUACAGCUCUGCUCAGAUGAAGAUCUGCUAAAUGUCAGGAUGAAGCUACUUGCUCUGCUCCUGCUGUUGGGGGUUGUCUACCCGUCCCUGAACGAGGUAGUGCAGUCAUUUAAAGCGAAGUGUCCCGAAUUCUUUGUCAAAAACCAACAUAAUCACGAGGUCACUCCCCCAACCCUUCUAAAGGGAAACCAGUUUAAAUGCAUUUGUCAGCGUUGGAAGGGAAAAUACAGAUAUGCCACUCUGUACGACAUCAAGCGCAGGAUUCCUAUCUACUCCGCCUACAAGUUUGAAGGUAAAAAAGACAUCCCACGAGAUGGAUAUUGGAAAACUGAACCUCAGCUCGACGAGUGUCUGAAACCAGAGAACAGGGAGAUGAGAGAGAUGAGACCAGCCCAAGAAGAAACACUACCUUUUAAAAAUCAAGCUCGAAAUAAUGACUACCCUCGGGCUGGUGCCUACACCAGAGGCCACCUGUUUCCUAACAGCUAUGCAGCGGAUGCUGACCAGGCCGAGUCCACCUUUACACUUACCAAUGCAGCUCCUCAGAUGCAAGACAGCAACGAAGCAUGGGCGAGAGAGGUGGAGGAACUGAUGAGGGUAGAAAUAGAGAAAAAUUGCAUGGUAAAUGAAACAUUUCCAGCCUACAUUGUGACUGGAGUGGUUCCGGGAGAUGUAUGGGUAGCAAUAGAAAGAGAACGAAGAACCAUUACACAGGGAGUUAACAUUCCCAGUCACUACUGGUCCGCUUACUUGUGCAUUAAUAGUGCCUCAAGCCGACUGUCCCGUGCUUUCCUCGCUCAGCAAAUCUACGAAAUAAAACCCAAUCGCAAAACCAAAUUUAAGAAAAGCAACAUGACUGUUGCUGAUCUGGAGAGUAAACUCACUGGUCUGUUUAAGCUGUUAAAUCAGACAUUUCGUGUGUUCUAGAAGAGUUUAGUGUUAACCUGCUCUCUUACUGUGUGUGUGUAUUUUUGAUCAUUGUCUAGUUAUCACACUCAUACACUCACAACUUAAGCAGCUGUUUUGUGUGCUGUUUUAGUGUUAAUCUGCUCUCUUACCGUUUGUGUAUUUCUG